UUGAAACCUCGCCAAGACCCACUGACCGGGUUUCCGUAUUUGCGCGAUGAAUCCCUGUCAUUAUUAGUCCUGCUCCCUGUACCCCACGAGAUGCAUGCUUUCCUACUGCUAUACUCGAGAAGAGGGGGAUGGCGCAAAUAGGAAUAAUUUUGCGAGGAAAUGUCUUCACCGUGCAGAGAAACUGAAGAUUACUGUCCCUGCAGACAUUAUUUUCUUCCACACCUGUCAUGAAGACACGACCGGCGGGCAUCGGAAGUGCUCGGGCGGACUGGAUGGGGUCGCUGUCCCCGAAGCUCACUGCUAUGCCCCUCAAAUACCUCGCUGUGCCAGGGUCCCACGACUCGUUUACAUUCUGGGUGGAUGUGAAGGCACCCGUGGGUCCUGAUCAGAAGGCGUUUGUCAAGUACCUGGCCACCAUCUUCAGACACAUGGCCAAGAAGGUCAUGGUGAAGUGGUCCAUGACCCAGAACCUGACUUUUAGAGAGCAGCUUCAUGCAGGUAUCCGCUACUUUGACCUCCGAGUGUCUUCUAAGCCAAGAGAGCCAGGGAAGGAGAUCUACUUCAUCCAUGGACUCUUUGGACACAAGGUGAGGGAUGGGCUGUCAGAUAUCAACUUGUUUCUGAACAAACAUCGGAAAGAGGUGGUGUUCUUGGACUUCAACCACCACUAUGCCAUGGAGGAGGAGCACCAUGUCUACCUCAUCAGCAUGCUGCAGGAGGUGUUUGGCAGCAAGCUGUGCCGGGCCAGCCCUGUGGAGACCAUCACCCUUGACUUCCUCUGGGAGAAGAAAUACCAGGUGAUAGUGUUCUACCACCACACUUCAGCACAGGGCUGUCCUGUCAUUUGGCCCGGCAACAAGAUCCCGGCACCCUGGGCCAACACCACCAAACCACACAAACUCAUCAAGUUCCUGGAGACCACGCUGCAGGAGCGGCAGCAGCAGGGCUCCUUCCACGUGUCCCAGGCCAUCCUCACCCCAAAGGUCAACACCGUGGCCAAAGGCCUGGUGUGGGGCCUACGCAACUACCUGGUGGAGAGAAACCUUCCUGCCAUCAUGACCUGGGUGGAGGCUCAGAAGCCCGGCGUUGGCGGUGUCAACAUCAUCACCUCUGACUUUGUGGAGCUUACCGACUUUGCCAACACCGUCAUCAGGCUGAACAACCUGCUGCUGUCUGAGAGGGACCACAGCGGGGCUUCGUGACAGAGGACACGCCCAGUGUGGGUCAUUCAAGGUGGAUGAGGUGGUGUGUAAAUGCUCGAGACAGUUGUGGAAUGAUGAUGUCAGCAAGAGGACGGGACACCAAACAAUUGUCAUGGCAACAGGUUAUCUUUGCUCGUCGUUGUUGUUCAGCGUCUGGUUAUAGUGACAAUGAGGUUUGCUUUGCACAGAAGCACCGAGAGUAGGAACGAACAAAUGUGAUUGAAGUUAAGCCAAGGAGAUCGAAUCAUGGAUGGAUAUUGUUGCAUUAUGGGAUUGCAGUGGGAAUUGAUAAGACAGAUAUUGAUAGUAAAGAGGAAGUUGAACUACGCCCUUCCUGCCUGAUGAGAA
Messenger RNA from Gadus chalcogrammus (walleye pollock), 1550 nucleotides. RefSeq names its product phosphatidylinositol-specific phospholipase C, X domain containing 2 (gene plcxd2). Gene Ontology annotation, biological process: lipid metabolic process. The coding region runs from base 228 to 1202 and encodes 324 amino acids. The transcript has 8 exons. Lineage: Eukaryota; Metazoa; Chordata; Actinopteri; Gadiformes; Gadidae. The record is from RefSeq and is a predicted model, not a curated record. Gene Ontology annotation, molecular function: phosphoric diester hydrolase activity.